UACACAGAACUGCAAGUAAAGUUACUCAUGUAGUUUGAUGUUGACUAUUCACUGCCGUAGUGGUCCCAUAUCAUACCAAUACAUGUUUAUCCAGGUGUCGUCUUUGUACUUUUUCAUCUGCAAUGCUUCCAGUAUCUUCCUACAUCUCACAAAAAACAUUGAUUUUUUUUUAGUUCAUAUAAGCUGUUCACACUUCAGUUUCAGUUUUUUUUUUGCAUGAAAUAAAUUCAAUUAUCUGCGCUUCCAGUUUAGAAUUAAACAAAAAUGGAAUCCAUGAUCAGUAAGGCAUUGGUGACAUUACUGAAAGCACCUUCUAAUCCAUGAAUUACUUCACCAGUAUAAAUGGCAUUUGCUAGAGAAACUUGCACUUCAUCUACAGCUGUAUUGUACACCAAACAGUUCACUCUGAGAGAGAUUAUAAUUAAAUCCUUAAUUCCAAGCAUUGGUAGACAUUGCAUGUUAAUAAGCCUAUGUUUUGUACUGGACUGCCAGAAUGGCUGUACCAAAUGGAUUGCUCCUCUAAGAGGACUCAUCCCAAAAUGAAGCAACAUACGUAACGAACAUUGACCCUCAAUAACUUUCAGGCAAAAAGAAAAUUACCUUACGGUCUCACCAACCUGGACUUGGUGUCACAGUGGAGGGGUCCGGUCACCGCUUGGAGUUAUAGCAGCUUUUAUUUCGAGGGCCAUAGCCGUGGACCUGAAUGCUAAACUCAUACUCAACUGAAAGUCACUUGCUUGUUACUCUUACAUUCAGUCGAUCGCUCCUCUGCACUCAGCUGUCAGCUCUUGGCUUCCUAAAGGUAGCAUAGUACUCUACUCCAAUGGGGAGAUCACCAUGCUGUGACAAGGUUGGCCUAAAGAAAGGUCCAUGGACAUCGGAGGAGGAUGAGAAGCUUCUUGCCCACAUCGAGGAGCAUGGUCAUGGGAGCUGGCGUGCAUUGCCUUCCAAGGCCGGUUUGCAGAGGUGCGGCAAGAGUUGCAGACUGAGAUGGACCAACUACCUGCGGCCGGACAUCAAGAGGGGCAAGUUCAGCUUGCAGGAAGAACAGACCAUCAUCCAGCUUCAUGCUCUUCUUGGCAACAGGUGGUCUGCCAUCGCGACGCACCUGUCGAGGCGCACCGACAACGAGAUCAAGAACUACUGGAACACCCACCUCAAGAAGAGGCUGGCCAAGAUGGGGAUCGACCCCGUCACCCACAAGGCCACCAACGGAGCUCCUGUAGGCACCGCAGCCAGUCUCAACCACAUGGCCCAAUGGGAGAGCGCCCGGCUCGAGGCCGAGGGGCGCCUGGCUCGAGAAUCCAGGAUGCGCACAGCAGCCUCCACACCAACCUCAAUCCCUCUGCAUCCAAUAAACCUGCCAGAGCCUACCACUCCCCCGUGCCUCGGCAUGUUGCAGCCAUGGCAGGGCGCGAAGCUAGACCUGGAGUCACCCACCUCCACACUGACGUUCAUCGGUAAUAAUAACAGUGUCAGCCUAGGGGCGUCUGAAAGCAACUCCGCGAUGUGGAAGUUGAGAAGCGAUGAUCCGGAGUGCGAAGAGAACAGCGUCCACAAGUUCCUCCGCGAGCAGCAGAUGCAAGGACUGGAAGGCGAGGAGAGGGGAAGGCACAUCAUUGGCUGCGAGGAGCCGUGGUUCCAAGGGACCGUAGGCGUCGGAGCUGGCUUCACAGACAUGCUGCACGAUGCGUUAGAUUGCUGGGGUGAGUCCAGCAAUGGCCAAGCCGAGCUCAGCGGGCAGGUCUCCGGGGACGGAGAGAGCGGCAGCAGCAGCUACUGGAGCGGCAUCCUCGGCAUGGUGGUCACCUCGGAGCUGCCACCAUCCCACCCCCACCCACCAGCAUUUCUCUAGGACAACGGCCGUCUCUACAUUCUUCUUCUUUUCUUUCCGGCCAGGGCUUGCAGCAUUUCUCUAGGACGACGGCCGUCUCUACAUUCUUCUUCUUUUCUUUCCGGCCAGGGCUUGCAGCAUUUCUCUAGGACGACGGCCGUCUCUACAUUCUUCUUCUUUUCUUUCCGGCCAGGGCUUGCAGCAUUUCUCUAGGACGACGGCCGUCUCUACAUUCUUCUUCUUUUCUUUCUGGCCAGGGCUUGCAGCAUUUCUCUAGGACGACGGCCGUCUCUACAUUCUUCUUCUUUUCUUUCCGGCCAGGGCUUGCAGCAUUUCUCUAGGACGACGGCCGUCUCUACAUUCUUCUUCUUUUCUUUCUGGCCAGGGCUUGCAGCAUUUCUCUAGGACGACGGCCGUCUCUACAUUCUUCUUCUUUUCUUUCCGGCCAGGGCUUGCAGCAUUUCUCUAGGACGACGGCCGUCUCUACAUUCUUCUUCUUUUCUUUCUGGCCAGGGCUUGCAGCAUUUCUCUAGGACGACGGCCGUCUCUACAUUCUUCUUCUUUUCUUUCCGGCCAGGGCUUGCAGCAUUUCUCUAGGACGACGGCCGUCUCUACAUUCUUCUUCUUUUCUUUCCGGCCAGGGCUUGCAGCAUUUCUCUAGGACGACGGCCGUCUCUACAGUCUUCUUCUUUCCGGCCAGGGCUUGCGCCGAAAUCGACCGAAUCCUCCGAAAUCGGAAGAAAAUAGCAAGAGGAUUCUACAACUACUACUGGCAACAGGUCGCUGUUUUUGGCUCAUCCUCAUGUGUAAUUAGCCACUACGUACUACUGUAUUGUGACCCUGAGGAUGCAGUAAAUAAAUGCAUAUUGCUUUCUA
Molecule: messenger RNA, 2710 nt
Organism: Triticum aestivum (bread wheat)
Lineage: Eukaryota; Viridiplantae; Streptophyta; Magnoliopsida; Poales; Poaceae
Product: transcription factor MYB16
Exons: 4
Coding region: 824-1855 (343 amino acids)
Source: RefSeq, a predicted model, not a curated record